AUCGUCUCCGUCGAAAUCCCGAUUUGCCCCUCCGUGCGUUGUAUAGCGUGCGUGCCGUGGAGUCUAAAGGUCACAUGUUGCCAGUCGACAAACAACAUUUGACUUUUUUUCCGCCUCGAUUCCAAGUUUUGUUUGGUCAAGGACGGAUUGGCAAUUGGCAGAGACUUGGCAGUUAGUCGAAUCGUGUGAUUGGGCAGAGUGUGCGUGCGUGUGUGUGUGUGUCUGGCUGCUGCUGUUUAUCGACUGGCUGAUGAUUAGACUUGGUGUGUGCUGUCGAGGAUUGAAGUGAAUUUUGACAACAUCUGGACAUGCCUCAACUGGCGGAAGUCGGCGUCGUCACGUCAGUGGUGGUCAUGGAUGAGAUGUCGUGGUCGACGGUGGGUGGCCACAAGAUCGGCCACUGGUUCGCCUCGUUGGGUUCCAGGGGACGCGGGCGUCGUAAAGCGGCCGCCGUAGCCGCCGCCGCUGCCGCCGCCAAUUCCGCCAACAACGGCGUCGCCAAUAACAACACCACUCGCAGCUUCACUCUCGGUGUGUUGCACGAGCAUCCGCGAAUUGGCUCCGAUGGCGAAUCGGAAGAAGUUUCCUUGGCCUCGGACCCGGAUGUCACGUCGCCAGUCAAAAUGCGCCAAAAGAAUCGCCGUCUGAGCGAGCAAGACAUUAGCAAGCGUUUGUCGUUACCAGCCGAUCUUCGGAUACCCGAGUCUUUCCUGGCCAAACAAUCGAGCAGCAGUCCCAUCUUCGACGGGCCGUUGACACGGACCAACCGGAGACAGUCCCUCUCUGAGAUCGGCUUCGGCCGCAUGGAGACCUACACAAAACUCGACAAACUUGGAGAGGGAACGUACGCCACCGUCUACAAAGGCAAGUCGCGGCUGACAGACAACCUGGUGGCCCUCAAGGAAAUUCGACUGGAGCACGAGGAAGGCGCCCCCUGCACGGCCAUCCGAGAGGUUUCCCUACUCAAAGACUUGCGCCACGCCAAUAUCGUGACCCUGCACGAUAUUGUGCACACGGAGAAGUCAUUGACGCUCGUCUUUGAAUACCUGGAAAAAGACCUGAAGCAAUACAUGGAUGAUUGCGGCAGUAUUCUCAGCAUGAAUAACGUCAAAAUCUUCCUCUAUCAGCUUCUGAGAGGACUUGCCUACUGUCACCGGCGGCGUAUCCUGCAUCGCGAUCUCAAACCACAAAAUUUGCUCAUCAAUGACAAGGGCGAACUCAAGCUGGCUGAUUUUGGACUGGCUCGAGCUAAAUCCGUGCCGACUAAAACCUAUUCGAACGAAGUAGUGACGUUGUGGUAUCGCCCACCCGACGUCUUGCUGGGAUCCACCGAAUAUUCGACUCCCAUUGACAUGUGGGGAGUCGGGUGUAUCUUCUUUGAAAUGGCGAGUGGCCGGCCCCUCUUCCCCGGUUCAACUGUCGAGGACCAGCUGCAAUUGAUUUUCAGUCUGCUGGGGACACCGACCGAGGAGACGUGGGCGGGCAUUCACGGCAACGAAGAUUUCUUGUCCUACCGCUUUGACCAUUGCGCUCCGCAGUCCCUGAUCCACAGAGCGCCUCGACUGGACGGCGACGGACUCGAUCUUUUGAACAAGUUCCUUUCUUAUGAAGCCAAAAAGCGGAUCUCAGCCCAGGAUGCAAUGCGCCACCCGUACUUUCGAUCCCUGGGAUCGAUGGUGCACAAAAUACCGGACGUCGCUUCGAUUUUCACCUGCCAGGGGAUCCAGUUAACGAGGGAUCCAGGCUACCGGCCAUCCAAUCACGGAAACCAUUCGAAAACACGACGUCAAUCGAUGCUGCUGUAAUGAUGACGAAAAUAAUAAUAAUAACGAGAAGAUAAACUUACACCCAACUUAACGAAAAAACAAAAAAAGGUUUAAAAAAAGACAAAAAAACAAAACAGAUUAGGGAUGGAGAACCCGCAAAAACUCCCAUCUUGAAAUAUGACACUCGUGUUUUCGUGUUAUUCGGCUCGAUCUUCUUACGUUUCAAUUUAUCAUAUUUAAAAAACAAACAGGAAAAAAAAGAAAACCUCCUCCCCCUACACACACACACCGUUGUUCUCACGUUUCCAUUAUUUCGAUCCUUAUUUUUCCCCCCUUCAAUUCUCGUUUUUUGUUAGCGUGUUUAAAAAUCAUGCCAUUCUUUUCCUUCUUAAAAUUCUCCCGAAUUGAUUGAAUUCUUCUUUUUCUGUGAUGCAAUAUCGUCCGACCGUUCCGGUCGUGACUCCUCCCGUCUUUCCUUUUUUGAUUUUUCCGCCCCCCACUCACAUCUGAUUUUUUCUAUAAUCCAAAUAAUGUCCCCCCCCCCCCCCAAUUGAUUUCAUUUCCUCUCCCGUUUCUGGGUGAUGGGCCACCAGUCCCUUCCGUCUCAUUCAGAUGGAACAGAUUUCUUGCAUGGGGUGGGCAAGGGGCCCCUAGACUUAAUGAAGGUUACAUAAUCAAUGGAGUGUAUGGGGUUGUUGCUGAUUUUGCACUUGUUGGCGGAUGCUGCGGAUCGUCUAGCGUCUUGUGUGUGUCUGUGUGUGUGUGUGGUUGUCAAAAACGCGUGUGUGUGUGUGUGUCUGUUGUGUUAUUUGCUCGUUCGGUUCCCGUGCGAGCCCCAUUACAAGAUAACGUGUGUGAUUGUGUAUGUGUGUCGAGUCAAAACUGCCAACCGAGCUGCUCACAAGUCCGUUCCCUCUCUUCCGUACGUGUCACGCAGUCGUGAAAUGUUUCGUCUCAUGUGGAGGAGAUUUGAUACUUACGCGCGCCAGUGGAGGCCAUUUUUUUUUUUAUUAUUAUUUUUUGUUUGUUUAAUUUUUUUUCUUCUUUAAUUUCAUUUUUUUUUCUUUUUGGAAUUGGCAUGAGACUUGAUGACUUGGGUCCGACUUUUGUCUUUUUGAAACUUCCCGCCCUUCCCCCACCCCCGCCCUUCUUUUUUUGUUGACUCUCUCUCUCUCGCGUCUGUUGAUGUGACCUACAAGUAUAUGCAUAUAAAAUAUAAUUAUAUCACGUAUACACGCACGUUACACACGAAUAAUGUGCGGGAGGGUGGUGGUGACGCGCGCGCGGGUGAGGAUCAAAUUGUUUCGAGAUUCGAUUUCCACUUUCAAUUCGUUUGUGUAUGUUGUUGUUGUUGUGUGUGUGUGGCCAGCAAUGACGCGGUGUGUGGCGGCGGCGAUGAUAUGACGAUGUUGUUGAUGACAAAGAUGACAAUAAAAAGUGCAGUGCGUAGUACAAAAGAACCUA
Molecule: messenger RNA, 3230 nt
Organism: Daphnia pulicaria
Lineage: Eukaryota; Metazoa; Arthropoda; Branchiopoda; Diplostraca; Daphniidae
Product: cyclin-dependent kinase 17-like
Exons: 11
Coding region: 309-1805 (498 amino acids)
Biological process (GO): protein phosphorylation
Cellular component (GO): cytoplasm; nucleus
Molecular function (GO): ATP binding; protein kinase activity
Source: RefSeq, a predicted model, not a curated record